UCUUUUGAUCACUGUUUCAGUAGAAAGAGAAGUACCACAGCUAUGCCUGAAGUAAAUACAGAUAAUCUUGAUGAGCAGCAGGUGCAGCUUUUGGCAGAAAUGUGUAUCCUUAUUGAUGAAAAUGAUAACAAGAUAGGAGCAGAUACCAAGAAAAACUGCCAUCUGAAUGAAAACAUUGAUAAAGGAUUAUUGCACCGAGCUUUCAGCGUUUUUUUAUUCAAUACAGAAGAUAAAUUGCUAUUGCAGCAGAGAUCAGAUGCUAAAAUUACUUUUCCAGAUUGUUUUACCAACACUUGUUGCAGUCAUCCACUAAGCACCCCAUUAGAACUGGAAGAAAAUAAUGCCCAGGGUGUUCGGCAAGCAGCACAGCGGCGAUUAAAAGCAGAGUUAGGAAUUCCCUUGGAACAGGUAACUCCUGAAGAAAUCUUCUAUCUUACACGAAUUCACUACAAGGCCCGCUCUGAUGGGAUCUGGGGAGAACACGAAAUUGAUUACAUCUUGUUUGUGCAGAAGAAUGUAACACUGACUCCUGAUCCUAAUGAGAUCAAAAGCUACUGUUAUGUGACACAGGAAGAACUAAAACAACUCAUGGAAAAAGCAUCAAAAAAUGAAAUCAAGAUUACUCCAUGGUUUAAAUUAAUUGCAGAGACUUUUCUUUUUAAAUGGUGGGAUAACCUGCAUAAUCUAAAUAGCUUUGUGGAUCAUGAAAAAAUACAUAGAAUGUAAAAUACUAAGUGAACAUAGGGGUGAGGAGUAAUGGUGGAAUGCUGUCUUAAUAGCAAUAAGGUAACUUUUAAUCCUUAAGGUUGUGAAUACUGACAAGAAUGGUACACUGACAACACCUGCUGUAGGAAUUUCUGUACCCAUGCAUAGUGAUUGUGCAGCGGGGGCUGGGAUUUGUUUUUGGGUUUGUUGUUUUUUCAGUUAACUUACAGUUCAAUACCAUUCUAUUACCCAAGCGUAGAAUAAAAUUUCAGGUAGUCACCAAGCCUGACUUUACAAAUAGAAGUUGGUAUAGUAUGAACUUGUUUGGAGCUUAAUAAAUAUUAAGAUAGAAAUAGUAUGUAGAAAAGGAAUUGUACACCUCUGAAUACACUUAAUGAGAUUAGUAGCAGACAUGAAUUUUGUUCAAGGAGAUAGACACAAAUAGGCAAUAGCAAAGUAAGUUUUCCUGCAUUGCCUAGGAGUGAUUCUCUCCAAUACAUGGAGGAUAAUCCAGUCUAACACAAUUUUGUUCAUUCUCUGUAGUGACUGUAGAUAAGUGCCGCUUCUCAUGUCAACACCCAUCCACCGGAAAUUAAUCUGAGACUACUUCUUCUGAAUUCAGUUCAGGGAAGCUUCUGGCAGUUUGGUUAUUUAAAGGAAUUUUGUCAUUGAUAUUUAAACCUGUGUCCUUGAACUGGUAUAAACCAGCAUCUCUCUAUCCUAUAGUGGAAUGGCUUGUUGACUUUUUUUUUGUUGCUUCCAGAUCAUUUUCAUUAAGGGAAAAAACUGAUUUGCUAAGUGUAAAAGCUAUCAAAUGCAUAAUGUAAACAAAUUCAGCUAUGCAGCUAUUUCAUUUAGUAAUAUUUAGAAGUUAUAAUUAAAAGUAUAAUGUUCCCUUUUAAAAGAAAGUUCUAAACUCAUAGGUAAUUUAUAUGAAAAUCAUCUGGAGUGACUGGGUCCUGGGUUUUUGUAGAGGUUUGAAAUAGAAUACUAAUAGCACUGAAGACUUCCACUGGGUUUAAAAACUUAAAUGUUUUAUUGAUUUAUAAAACAAAGUAGAAUUUCAGGUGGGAUGUUUUCAUACAAGGUAACCACAACUAAAAUGGAAAUCUGUUCUUGACUAAAAAAAAAAAAAAAAAAGUCAGUGAACCAGGCUGUUAACUAAUCUUUAAAAAGACAUUUAAGAUUACCAACAGAAGUGCUACGUAACACAGUGGGCAUGAGGGAUGUUACACACAUUUUAAGUAACCACAUAACUGCAGAAAUUUUUAGCAGUUAAGAGUUACAUAUGGGUUGGCACUUGACUCCCUACAUGCCCACUGACUCCUGCCUACCGCCCCAUGCUGCCGUUUCACAGUAGGAAACGGAGACAAUAGCGUGGUGCAGGAGCUGGUGUGUACUGGCAGCCAGCUUUCAAGUCAGAUCUCUGCACAUAGUGGGGUACUUGUAUGUAACAGUGCAAGUUACCUGAAGAGCCCAAGCUGAUUGGUUAACCAUUUAAAGUUACACUUUCACAUGCCUAGUGGUUAUCUGAAAUUCUCUAGCUACAUACUCAACUGGGAGGAGUUAAAAAAAAAAAGUGAGAACCUGAGUAAUUCACUACGUUUCUUGAAUUUAAAUACACUUAAUUAUUGAUGGUAUGAUGGGAGUGUUGUAGAGUGGAAGAAAAUAAAAUUAGGUUGAGGGAUCUCUAUUAGAAUCAGAAAGUAAGGAAAGUACGAUUACCUUUUUCUUGAAAGGUUUAAAGGUAACAUGACCUUGUGACCGACACCUUUUGCCUUAGUUUCAAUGGAGCAGCCUUGAAGAAAGUGUAAAGCGUGGGUUCCCAAACUGGGGGUGUGUGAGGAAAUUCCAGGGGGGGUGCAAGGCAACCUAACCACCCCCCCCAAGUUUUGCUGCUAUUUUUGUUUAGGCCCUGGUGAGUUCCUUUCUCUGUUGCUCAGGUUUUGCUGCUAUGGUGGGGGGAAGGGAAGCUGAGGGUUUCUCAAAUCAAAAAGGGGUGUGAUGCCGAAAAGUUUGGGAACCACUGUAAAAGAUUAAGUUGCUUCAUUUCUAGAAUUUCUGACAAAAAUAAACAUUGUCCUUUAGAU
Messenger RNA from Pelodiscus sinensis (Chinese soft-shelled turtle), 2795 nucleotides. The record is from RefSeq and is a predicted model, not a curated record. Lineage: Eukaryota; Metazoa; Chordata; Testudines; Trionychidae.